Messenger RNA from Drosophila novamexicana, 4235 nucleotides. RefSeq names its product tyrosine-protein kinase Fer (gene FER). Gene Ontology annotation, biological process: peptidyl-tyrosine phosphorylation. The record is from RefSeq and is a predicted model, not a curated record. NCBI's taxonomy places the organism in Eukaryota, Metazoa, Arthropoda, Insecta, Diptera, Drosophilidae. Gene Ontology annotation, molecular function: ATP binding; non-membrane spanning protein tyrosine kinase activity. The coding region runs from base 246 to 4235 and encodes 1329 amino acids. The transcript has 14 exons.
ACGGUUUGGUUCGGUUCGGUUCGGUACGUUAAGGUUUGAUUUCUGUGCGGCACUUGGCUCUGUGACUCUGGCAUCCGUUGGAUUGCUUUGUGAAAUGGCCAUGUGAGGCAUCGAAGCAUUUUACGAUACGCAACUUGUCUCCAUGCCCGGCCCAAUCAAUAUAAGCAUGCAAUUGUGACUCAUUGGCAAAACAUUUAAAAACUCUAUAAAUUUCGAGCAUUUCGAAAAAAAUUGACGCAGCCAAAAUGGGCUUUUCAUCGGCCCUGCAGGGCCGCGCCGCACACGAGGCACUAAUCGUGCGUCAAGACGCGGAACUGCGUCUUAUGGAGACCAUGAAACGAUCCAUCCAAAUGAAAGCCAAAUGCGACAAGGAGUACGCAAUCGGUUUGACAGCCGUCGCUCAACAAGGACUGAAAAUUGAUCGGGCUGAUGAAAUGCAAGGCAGCCUUAUUACAAAAUCCUGGCGAUCUUUUAUGGAUGAGUUGGAUCAACAGGCAAAACAAUUCAAGUUUAAUGCCGAACAGCUUGAGGUGAUCUGCGACAAACUCUCCCAUCUGUCACAGGACAAGCGGAAGGCCCGCAAGGCCUACCAGGAGGAGCAUGCCAAAAUCGCCGCACGCCUUAAUCAUCUUACAGACGAAGUUGUGCGAAAGAAAAGCGAAUACCAAAAACAUUUGGAAGGUUACAAGGCGCUGCGCACGCGCUUUGAAGAGCACUACAUAAAAGCACCAGGCCGAAGCGGUCGCAAGCUGGAUGACGUGCGGGACAAAUAUCAAAAAGCCUGCCGUAAAUUACAUCUUACACACAAUGAGUACGUGCUGUCCAUCACGGAGGCCAUAGAAGUGGAAAAGGACUUUCGCACAGUGCUGCUGCCGGGUCUGCUAGAACAUCAGCAGUCAGUGCAGGAGAGCUUUAUACUCUUAUGGCGCAACAUACUUUUGGAAGCGGCACAGCAUGGCGAUUUGACAGCAGACAAAUUCAAAGAGAUACAAAAACGCAUCGACACUGUGAUAAGCAGCAUAAAUCCGACGGAGGAGUAUGGCGAAUUUACAGAGAAACACAAAACCUCACCCACAACGCCCUUGCUCUUCCAAUUUGAUGAAACACUCAUUGAGGAUAUACCUGGCAAGCUAACAGCAAGCACCCUGACCGUGGACAAUCUAACGGUUGAUUGGCUUCGUACACGCCUGGUGGAGCUGGAGUCGGCAGUGAAAGAGUGUCAGGAGAGACAGCUGAAGAUGAUUGAGCAUGUAAAUGGCGGCUCGCCGGUUGCCAAUGGCAGCGUCAUAUCCAACGGCAGCAGCGCAUCCAACGGCAUACAGUCGAACAAAGAUAGUCAGAAUCGCCAGUCAAAGGACCUCAAUGCGCUGCGCUGCCAAGAGAAGCAAAAACAAAAACUGGUUGAUAUGAUCAAGUGCGCAUUGAACGAGGUGGGCUGCGAGGAGCUGCCGUCCGGCUGCGAUGAUCAUCUGUCGCUAGAGCAGAACUUUAUCGAACACGGCUUUAACAAUGAUCAGCAGCGAUCCAAUUCCACUAACUCUCCAGGCCUGGGUAUAAUGAACGAGUUGAUGCGGCGUGGUGGCGUUCUCACGCUACUGCGAGGACGAGGUCGCCAUUUCAAGCGCAAGUCAACUCCACAGCCAACUACGCCCAUGGCAAGAGCGCGCCAAGGUAGAUUCUCGAAGCUGCAGCCUCGCUCACAAAGCCUGGGAUCGCUGUCGGUAAUUACAGAUGCGCGUAGUCCUGCACGUUACGAGCCAGUUACUAACCCACUGCGUCUGGCGGUCAGCGUACACUAUCUCGGUGAGGAGAUUGUGUUGAGCGCGACACCGCCGGCGCUGCCUCGUUUACGGCGCACGCAAUGUUCCAUGUUGUGUUUGGGCGAGGACGACCAGCCGCUUGAGCCGUUGCCAGUGGCCUCGAUCGAGCCCACGCCCUUAAACAAAUUAACCAAUUCAGCCAUUACUAACACUAACAACAACCACAUCUAUGCGGACCUGGAAUUGGACAACAAACCCCCAAUCGCUCUAGUCGAUGCGGAUGCAGACAGCAUUGUCAGCGAAAAUGAUUUGGCAGUAAAGCGUCAUCAAAUUGAGAUUGAAAUCAAUCAGGUUGAAUCAAACGAAUCACAGGCAGUGCCACAAGGCUCUAUCGAUGCGCACCUGGACCAGAUUGACGAGCUGAAUCGCGUACUGGACGAUCGCUUAAAGCGUAGUAUGCAGCCCACAAUCCCAGGGGAUGUAAAUGCUAUUGAGAGCGCCGAUGAUAUACCUGUUCAAUCACGCCAGGAUGACCCGGAUACCGGUAGCCAGGCCAAGCGCAGCUCCAGUUCUAGCCGAUCCUCGCAGCUAAGCUCCAAAGAGAGUGGUCAAUCCAAAAAACGCUCAGUGUCCUUCACGCAAAAGUCCAUUAGUAACAUAAUAAGCAACAUUAGGGAGUUCUCCAAAAGCCCACUAGCACGCAUGACCAAAAAUGCGGCUCUAAACGAGAAGCCAGAUACUUCAAGGCAUCCAAGAGAGCCGAGCCAACUUUCUAAUAGCAGUGAAUCUCACACUCAACUCAGUAAUAGUAACAGUAUUCACAACAAUAACAACAACAAUCAUAAUCCCUGCCAAUCGACAAUUAUCACCAGCACCAUAACAACGACCAUAACAACCACAUCGACAACGACGCCGGCCAAGGAAACAUCAAGACUGAAAUUUAAAGUGCCAAAAAUACAAAAGAAAUCGAAAGCCAUACGAAACACAUUCCGUACCAAACUGCUCAGCUUUCAGAUGAGGCGCUCCAAGCCCUGCAAGCAAUGUACCAAGCGCCGACGCAUUCAUCCCAGCAAAAGCGUCUUUGACUUUGCCAAGGAGUUCGAGACAAAUCCUCUAGAGCAGGCCGGGCUGGAGCAAUUCUGUAGCUGUCCACCACCGGCGCAAAAAACAAAAGCAAAAGCCAAGCGAAUGUCCUGCCAAAAUGAGCGAUCUUUUGAAGUGCACAGUUCCGAGGAACUGGACGAUGAAGAGGAGGACGCCAUCGACGACAGCAGCAGCGACGAUGUACUCAGCAUAAAGGAGCAUUGCUAUUGUGUGCCCAGCUUGGCGGCGAGUCUCUCGCUAUCUACGAAUCGACCACUAUAUGAGGAGGAGUGGUUCCAUGGCGUCCUUCCUCGCGAGGAGGUCGUCCGUUUGCUAAACAACGAUGGUGACUUCCUGGUGCGCGAAACCAUACGCAACGAGGAGAGCCAAAUUGUAUUGAGCGUCUGCUGGAAUGGCCACAAGCAUUUCAUAGUGCAGACGACUGGAGAUGGACACUUUCGGUUCGAGGGCCCGCCCUUUCCCAGCAUACAAGAGCUGAUCAUGCAUCAGUAUCAUUCAGAGUUGCCGGUAACUGUUAAAUCAGGCGCGAUUUUGCGACGACCCGUGUGUCGUGAGCGCUGGGAGCUAAGCAACGAUGAUGUGGUACUCCUGGAAAAGAUCGGCAGGGGAAAUUUUGGAGAUGUCUACAAGGCCAAGUUAAAAUCUACGAAACAGGAUGUGGCUGUUAAAACCUGCCGCAUGACCUUACCCGACGAACAAAAACGCAAGUUCUUGCAGGAAGGUCGCAUCCUGAAACAAUAUGAUCAUCCAAAUAUUGUCAAGCUCAUUGGUAUUUGCGUGCAAAAACAGCCUAUUAUGAUUGUCAUGGAAUUGGUGCCUGGUGGCUCCUUGUUAAACUAUCUGCGCAAAAACUCAAAUGCUUUGUCCACACGCCAACAGAUGGGAAUGUGUAGAGAUGCGGCUGCAGGCAUGCGAUAUCUCGAAUCCAAGAACUGCAUACAUCGCGACCUGGCAGCUCGAAAUUGUCUUGUGGACUUCGAGCAUAGCGUAAAAAUAUCCGAUUUUGGUAUGUCGCGUGAAGAAGAAGAAUACAUAGUUUCUGAUGGCAUGAAGCAAAUACCAGUUAAGUGGACUGCCCCCGAAGCGCUUAACUUUGGCAAAUACACAUCACUCUGCGAUGUUUGGUCAUAUGGCAUUCUUAUGUGGGAAAUAUUCUCCAAGGGUGAUACUCCAUAUUCAGGAAUGAGCAAUUCACGUGCCAGAGAGCGCAUCGAUACAGGAUAUCGAAUGCCUACCCCGGAGAACACGCCGCCGGAAAUGUACCGUCUCAUGCUUAAGUGCUGGGCUGCUGAUGUGGAGUCUCGUCCGCAUUUUGAUGAGAUCUACAACGUGGUUGAUGCGCUUAUCCUGCGCCUGGAAAAUAGUCACUGA